This is a messenger RNA of Peniophora sp. CBMAI 1063, 1251 nucleotides long. The record is from the annotation of a GenBank genome assembly. NCBI's taxonomy places the organism in Eukaryota, Fungi, Basidiomycota, Agaricomycetes, Russulales, Peniophoraceae.
AUGGCCCUCCCUCCCUCCCGCGCAAAGUCGUCCUACGACGACGAACUCAUCGACACCUAUGCACAACCCUACGAGCCCAGUAGGCGGCACAAGUCCAUCACUCUCAAUACCUCUGCAUCUCGCCAGUCUUUGACCACCACAGAGGCUGAACACCCGUCCGAUCUCAAGGGUGUACCAAUGGACUUCUCUCGAGCGGACAUCUACCCGCCACAGCCGUCACAAGCUCUGCCUCCGACAGGUCCUUGGUGGCGAACGGCACUGCCGGACUCCCUCUCUUGCAAGAUCUAUCUACUCACUGUUCUCAUCGAGACGGCCGUCGAUCUAACAAUAGAGGGCGACCUUCUCAUUCGUAUACAUGAAGCGAACGAGGACGAUAGCCAGUCUGGGUUAUCCACAACAUCCCGGAAGAUGCCAAUAUAUCUCACCAUAUUCUCGCUGGCCCAUGUAUGGCAAUUCAUACUGGCCGUCGAUGCCGUCUACGCCCGAAACACGCUUCAAUUCAUCGCCCUAGCAAUCUUCAACGCCCUCUUCCUCGUCUACGCCAUCAUUCAGUCUUCCGAAGUCCAAGCAUCACUGCAAGACGUUCCGAGCUCGAGUGGACUAUCACACAUUCCCGUCACCGUGCUUCUCACCGCUCUCCCUAUCGUCAUCGCCGUCGCCGAACUCAUCUACAUCGGUCUCGGCUACAAGAUUUACAGAGAAUUCGGAUGGAAAGUCUACAAGUUCCUUGGCGCUGACCGGCAGAUCAAGCGCAUGUUCGCACACUACCAGAUCUUCCAGUGCUUCGUCAAGUUCGACCUGUUCUUCUGGAUAGGAUUCUGCGUGCAGUUCAUCGGCCUCGUCCUGAACAAACAAGAUUGGGAAUACUAUGUUACCAUCAUUGCCCUUCCAUUGUCCGUCGUGCUUGUCGUCGAGGGCUACCUCGCCGCAAGAUACGAGAACAAAUGGAUGAUGAUCUCGUUUCUGACGGGUUGCGGAGGAGGGUUGAUAUAUUUCACGUAUAAGUUCGUGAAGGUAUUGGUCUUGAAGAACGAGGCACAGUUCAUUGACAUCUAUCAGUCAUUGACAAUCUUUUCUGUGAUCUCCAUUCUGCUCCUCAUAAUCACUGUCGCCUACGCCGUCAUAGUAUGGCGCAAUUUUGGCCGUGGGUUGAAACAGCAGAUUUCGAAGAAUGGAGGCUCCGGCGGGCGGGCCAAACACAGCGCAUAUCCGUCUGUCAGCGCGCGUGUGAAUCGCAUGAGCUUCGAGUAA